CAGUCGACCGUUAAUUGGAGCAACGUCGUAUGAGGAAAAGGGAAAAUGCCCGUUAUGUGAAGCGACGCCGUUCUAGUAAAGAGGAUGGCGCCAAGAUUGUUAGAGCACAGUAACUCUGUAUUUGAAAUGCUUUUCACCCGUCUUUACUUUCUUCUUCACUUUUCAAUGUUGAACUGUAACUGUAGUGAUCUGUAAUGGCUGUAUAAACCAAACGAUGAAUGAGAAGCAGCCUAAGGGGCUUUUAGGGUUUCAAGUUUCAACACAUCUCUGGUAACAGUUGAAUUUCCGAUCUGCCAGUGCCCUUUUCCAGCUGUCUCUCUCUCUCUCUCUCUCGACGGUAGUGAUCAAUGGCGGCCGUGGGCUUUCGGUUCCACCCGACCGACGAGGAGCUCAUCACCCAUUACCUGAAGCUUAAGAUGACCGGCCUCGAUGCCCUAGUCGAUAGUGUCAUGGGCGAAGUUGAUGUCUACCGCUUGGAACCAUCGGAAUUACCCUAUCAUUCGCUGAUUGGUUCUUUUGAGGACCAAGUGUGGUAUUUCUUCUGCCGUCUCGAUUACAAGUACAAGAACAGUAAAAGGGCUAGCAGGGCGACUGAGAGUGGGUACUGGAAAGUCACCGGGAAGCCCCGUUUCAUCUUGGCCAGAGAUUCUGGCGACCAAAUUGGGGUUAAGAAGACUUUGGUUUUCUUCUACAGAGCCCGCGGCGAUAUUAAACCCAUCAGUACCGAAUGGGUCAUCCACGAGUACAAGGCCACAGAACUCCUUCCUGAUCAGAAGGAGUAUGUUAUCUGCAAACUGAAGCACAAAGGGGAUGAUUGGACGAAGGGUAAAGUUAGCAUUGGUGGUGAACUUAGUCAUGGUCCUGCAACUGCAAUCCCAGUGCAAGAAUCAGCUACUGCAAUGCAAUCACCAGUGUGGCUUGAGGAAGGUAUUUCCAUUGAUGAUUUCUUAGGAGACGAUGUAUUCACCAAUGAAACUAAUAACGGGUCAACCUUUGGAUUCGAGCCCGAUGAUGAACUGGAUCCAGGCAGUUACCUUGUUAUCCCGGAUGAUGGCAUUCCACAGGUCAACGUAAUUACGGCAGGAUUUGUAUACCAAAGUCUCUCUGAACCAAUUGCAUCAUUGCACCAAGAUAGCAAUCAGGUAAUAGACAGAGGAGUUAUACACCAAGGUAUCCCUGAAGAUGAAGCUUCUUACUUCAUGGCCCAGGCGCAGUCCAAGCUUCCAAUUGCAUCAAUGUGCAAACAAAGCAACCUGUUUGUUAAGGAGAGCCUUGGGCAACUGACUAGAGCUGCAGAAGCUGGGAAGGGAAGAAGAAGGCUCCUUCCAGAAGCUACAAGGGCCACCAAGUCGUCCCGCUUUACUAAUGCGCAUUCGGCACUGGAGUCGAGCCCGGCAGCUUCAGCUGCGGAAGCCUGCAAAGGACCUGUUUCAGUCGUACAAAUGGUGGAGAUUCCAGCAAGUAAUGUGCUCAAUUCACCAACUGUAUAUAUCGCCAACAUACUGCUGGUGUUGGCGCUCUUCAAUCUCUGACCUGGCCAGCCUUUUCUUCGUUGAAAGAAGUGGAUUUGUAGGCAAGAGUCGAUAGCUCCCUUUUUCUUUUUGUGUAGGCUGUCGGGGUGUGGGUAUAAAUAUAGGUGUACAGGUAUGGUACGACAUGGUACUGUCGAGAAAUGUGAAAAACAUUAUGCUUCGCUACAUGCUUAAAUAUUAUAGGGCAAAAUUUGGCAGCGGACUAGGUUGCCGCUCCAAGCAGCAUCCUGCCCACGUGUAGCCUACUUAUUGGGCUUUUU
Linum trigynum is the source of this 1792-nucleotide messenger RNA. Lineage: Eukaryota; Viridiplantae; Streptophyta; Magnoliopsida; Malpighiales; Linaceae. The record is from the annotation of a GenBank genome assembly.